AUGACGGCAUCACGAGUUCGAACCCGCAAGAACAAGGUCUUGCGCUCAGUUUUCCAAACUGACGUCUCACAGCCCACUCCUCUCCUUCUGUCGACGGCACCAGGAGAAGCUUUUGGUGGACCACUCCCAUCAACUUCCUCCACCAACACAACCAAGUCAGCCAGCAGCAGCACCACCCGUCAUGCUGCCACCAUCUCCUCACUCCAACCGGCCAGUGAUCAAGUCCGCUGGGACAGAGCGUGGCAUACCGUGACGUCAAGGAUCCAGCUUCCAACUUCAGUGGCAGUGGAAGACUCAUUUGGUACCAUGGCCCCCCAAUCCCAGGAUGCCGAUACAUCAUUCUACGAGAGCCUAGCGCUGGUUUUGGACGCGCCCGCUGCUCUUUCCCGUGCCACCCAUACGGAAGACAUUCUUGUCUGGCAUACCCAACAGGUCCGCCAGCACUUUGUCCACCAUGUCCUACCAUUGUUGGCUGCAUGUGCGGUGCAGGGUGAUCAUGCACAAGUCUUGCUAAGCAGCGUGCAGACUCUGGAGGCGGCCCAUCGUCAGUAUCUUUAUGGGCUGACGCUGAUCGUACGAGGCAUUGCGGAUGACACUUCCAGGUCUCUGGCCGAGUUCAAGUUCAAGCGAGAUUUGCAUGCUAUUAUUGGCAACCCGUGGGCGAAGGGCCUGACGGACGCCUUGAGAAGUGUCUUGAGCCGUUUACUUGCGGUCAUCCUCGGAUCAAAUCGGGAUAACUUGUCAUCAGAGGCUGGGGCUGGGGCUGGAAAACUGCGAGAGCAGCGAGUUGACGCGGCGAGGGAUGAGCUCCUGGGCUUGUUAGACUCGAUGCAUAACGUGGGCUUGUCAGGAGACAAGUUUCAGGUGCUGUUUGCAGAGGGUAUGAACGAAUGUAUGAAUAAUUUCAUACGGAAGACAUAUGCUGCAGUAUGGACGGCUCUAGAUGCAGAUGGCAAUGUGAACCCGUCUGCUUCAUCUGGAUGCAUGGAACAUUUAUGCGACUGGGUCGAGAAUCAAUAUGGCCGUCUUGCAGUGGAGGUCUUCAGUCGACUCGGGGGCCAGGUUGCCUGGACAGAUGUCGAGCGAUGGCGUGAAAUCGCCAUUGGAAGACUGGCUUCGCUGCGAAUCACGGAGUUGUUUGAUAUCGUGCUCCAUUGGCCUGAAAGUAAAGGAGGUCUAGAAGACCUUCGGGCUGCUGUUGCUACACCACAACGGAGAUUGCAACUCACUGAUACCUUCUCAGCCACGUUGCAAAAACGUUUAUUACACCCGGGCAGGUCCACGCUUGACAUUUUGCAGACGUAUAUUUCCAUGAUUCGGACAUUUCAUCAACUUGAUUCAUCCAAAGUUUUACUAGACCGAGUGGUUCAUGCGUUGCAACUAUAUCUCUGUCAGCGAGACGAUGCUAUUCGCAUCGUGGUCACUGGCUUACUUUCAAACCCAAGCACCAUAAACACCGAUGAAGCCAAACGACGACUGGUGGAGCUAGCUGUUUUGCUAAACGAAGCCUCCCAGCAACAGCGAGCUCAUAUCGAAGACGAGGAGCUCGACUGGGAUGACAUGACUUGGGUCCCUGAUCCCGUGGACGCUGGCCCGAACUACAAACGACCUAAAAAUGAAGACGUGAUUGGCACUCUCAUCAACGCUCUGGGAUCCCAGGAGAUCUUUAUCAAAGAGUUCCAAAUGAUUAUCGCCGAGCGGUUACUCUCGAAUCAAUCAGGCUUUCAGCAGGAAAUCAAGGUUUUGUCCCUCCUCAAGAAAAGAUUUGGGGAGAAUGCUCUUCAGAACUGCGACGUCAUGGUCAAGGAUAUUUACGAUUCGAAGCGAGUAGACGCACUUCUUCGCAAAAACCUUCGCAACACAGACAGUUACCAACCAAGUCCUAUCAACUACCACUCCAAGAUUCUGUCGCGCCUCUUCUGGCCAAGUCUCCCCAAAGACCCCUUUACGGUUCCUGCACCUGUUGCAGCGAUCCAGAGUCGAUACGAGGCGGGUUUCGAGCAACUCAAGACAUCUCGAAAGCUCACGUGGCUCAAUCACAUUGGCACUGCAACAGUGCAGCUCGAGCUUGAAGACCGAUCUGUUCAGCAAGAGUGCAAAACGUAUGAAGCUGCCGUCAUCUACGCUUUCCAGGGCGAUGCCACGGCCGACAAUCCUCAACGAACAUUUAAUGAGUUAUGGGAAAAAUUAAUGAUUGAUGAGGACUUGCUUGAAUCUGCGCUACGAUUCUGGAUUUCGAAACGCGUGCUACGCGAUCUCGGAAAUCAGACAUACGCCGUUCUAGAAAAGCUUGACCAGGAUGAUUCAACAAAACCUGGUGGCGACACGGCUGCUAUUGAUGAGAUUGUUGAGUCUGGCCACCCACCGCCCCGUAAGCCCAAGAUGGAUCCAAAGGAGCAAGAGCGCCGGACGGUUUAUUGGCAAUUCAUUGUAGGCAUGUUGACGAAUUCGAGCCCUGCGAUGCCGCUGGGCCAAAUUGCCAUGAUGAUGAAGAUGCUUAUUGCGGAUGGAUGUUCAUGGAGUAAUGAGGAGUUGCAGGAGUUUCUGGGAGAGAAAAUCGGAGAUGGUGAAUUGGAGCUUUCAGGGGGAAAGUAUAGGCUUGUGAAGAAGUGA
Pochonia chlamydosporia 170 is the source of this 2613-nucleotide messenger RNA. RefSeq names its product anaphase-promoting complex subunit 2. The coding region runs from base 1 to 2613 and encodes 870 amino acids. Gene Ontology annotation, cellular component: anaphase-promoting complex. Gene Ontology annotation, molecular function: ubiquitin protein ligase binding. Gene Ontology annotation, biological process: ubiquitin-dependent protein catabolic process. The record is from RefSeq and is a predicted model, not a curated record. Lineage: Eukaryota; Fungi; Ascomycota; Sordariomycetes; Hypocreales; Clavicipitaceae. The transcript has a single exon.